This is a messenger RNA of Phacochoerus africanus (Common warthog), 1780 nucleotides long. RefSeq names its product isovaleryl-CoA dehydrogenase (gene IVD). NCBI's taxonomy places the organism in Eukaryota, Metazoa, Chordata, Mammalia, Artiodactyla, Suidae. The record is from RefSeq and is a predicted model, not a curated record. The coding region runs from base 46 to 1326 and encodes 426 amino acids. Gene Ontology annotation, biological process: L-leucine catabolic process. Gene Ontology annotation, molecular function: 3-methylbutanoyl-CoA dehydrogenase activity; flavin adenine dinucleotide binding. The transcript is spliced from 12 exons. Gene Ontology annotation, cellular component: mitochondrion.
CUGGCUCAAGGCUGCUUUACUUCCAGCUCCCCUUACAAGGCAGAGAUGGCGGCUUCAGCUUGGCUACUCGGUAGGCGCUUUGCGAGCUGGAGGCCGCGGCCGCAGCUACAGGCGCUCAGUGGCCUGAUUACCCAGCAGGCCAGCUCGCUGUUGCCGGUGGAUGAUGUGAUCAAUGGUCUCAGUGAGGAGCAGAAGCAGCUUCGUCAGACCAUGACUAAGUUCCUUCAGGAGCAUCUAGCCCCCCAGGCCCAGGAGAUUGAUCAAAGCAACGAGUUCAAGAACCUGCGAGAGUUUUGGAAGCAGCUGGGGAACCUGGGGGUCUUGGGCAUCACAGCCCCUGUUCAGUACGGUGGCACUGGCCUGGGCUACCUGGAGCACGUGGUGGUGAUGGAGGAGAUAUCCCGAGCCUCUGGAGCAGUGGGCCUCAGUUACGGUGCCCACUCCAACCUCUGCCUCAACCAAAUUGUGCGGAAUGGAAACGAGGCCCAGAAGGAGAAGUACCUCCCCAAGCUGAUCAGUGGUGAAUACAUCGGAGCCCUGGCCAUGAGUGAGACGAAUGCUGGCUCCGAUGUUGUUUCCAUGAAGCUGAAAGCAGACAAAAAGGGAGAUUACUAUGUCCUGAAUGGCAACAAAUUCUGGAUCACCAAUGGCCCUGAUGCUGAUGUCCUUGUUGUCUAUGCCAAGACAGACCUAGCUGCUGUGCCACCUUCUCGGGGCAUCACAGCCUUCAUUGUGGAGAAGGGUAUGCCAGGCUUCAGCACCUCUAAGAAGCUGGACAAGCUGGGGAUGAGAGGCUCUAAUACCUGUGAGCUGAUCUUUGAAGACUGCAAGGUUCCUGCUGUCAACAUCCUGGGCCAACUAAGUAAGGGCGUCUACGUGCUGAUGAGUGGGCUGGACCUGGAGCGGCUGGUGCUGGCUGGUGGGCCCCUCGGGCUCAUGCAGGCUGUCCUUGACCACACCAUUCCCUACGUGCACAUGAGGGAAGCCUUUGGCCAGAAGAUCGGCCACUUCCAGUUGAUGCAGGGAAAGAUGGCAGACAUGUACACCCGCCUCAUGGCCUGUCGGCAGUAUGUCUACAAUGUCGCCAAGGCCUGUGAUGAGGGCCACUGUACCCCCAAGGACUGUGCUGGCGUGGUUCUUUACAGUGCCGAGUGUGCCACAAAGGUAGCCCUGGACGGCAUCCAGUGUUUGGGUGGCAAUGGCUACAUCAACGACUUUCCCAUGGGCCGAUUUCUGCGAGAUGCCAAGCUGUAUGAGAUUGGGGCUGGCACCAGUGAGGUGAGGCGGCUGGUCAUCGGCAGAGCCUUCAACACAGACUUCCACUAACCCCAACAUCCUUCCCCAGCACCUCAAGGCCUUUCUCUGGAAGGAGAGAUGGGGCAGCUCCUGCCAACCCAGGAAAAACAUGCAGGGGCUUCAAAUGGACUUCUCAGGAAGCAUGCUGGCUUUUCUGGGGCUUCUUGGAUGGCUAUGUGCCCUUGCCCUCUCUGAGCCUGAUGCCCUCACCUCCCAGGGCAGGUACCUUUAUCUCGUGUGCACCUCCGCCAGGGAACCCUGUGCUCAAGCACACCAGAAGCAUUGCCACUCUAUGAAUUUAAACUUGAUAGGCUCUUUUCUUUCUGGGGAAAGGUACCCCCCCAAACCUAGCCUUUGUUUCUGCCAGUUUCCAGAGGCAUCAGCUCCAGCAGCUUGUGAGUGGGCACUGCCUCUGCAGCAGUCCCUCCGUCCCUCAAUAUUUUUUCUUUUUUUUUUUUUGGUCUUUUUGCUAUUUCUUGGGCCG